AUGUCGACAUCGUCUGAUGUUGAUGACGAUCCUCUAAAUUUACGACAAAAAUUAUCGUUAUUACCGAGUGUUUCAUCAACAACAUCAUCAUUUCAUGAAGAUGAUGAAUAUCGAAUAAAAGAUAUUAAUACAAGGUCGUUAACUGAUUUUAUGAAUGCUGAAAAAAAAAUUUUUCAACCAACAGCAGAAACAGAUAUGAUAAAAAGUCUUAUUAUGUCUAAUGAUAAUCCAAUGGAAAAAUCUUCAUUAUUUCGUUCAUUAAUCGAGCAUACAGAACCAACAAUUAAUGCUCAAGAAUUAACAGAACAUUUUUCUUCAGCAAAACGCGAACAAAAAAAUUCUAAAACUAAUCAAAUUGAUGAACAUCUUUUACGUCCAUUUAGUGAAUGUGUUGAACAAUAUUAUCGAAUACUUUAUCGUGUAUGUGAAUGUACAGAAGAAUUAAAACAAGAAUUACGACAUGUUAAAAGUGAACGUGAUCAAAUGAGUGAAGAUUUGAUCAAUGCUGAAAAUGCUUAUGCCGAUGUUAAAAAACGAAAUGAAAAACUUAAAUUAAUUAUCAAUGAACAUAAAACGAAUACAGAAACAUUAAAACGUUUUUCAGAAGAAUCUGUUCGUUAUACAGAAGAACAAAAACAAAAAUAUGCGGUACUUAAACAACAUGCACAAGAAAAAUUAAAUGAAGCUAAUAAUGAAAUUGAACGAUUAAGACAAACACAUGUAUCAGAAAUCGAAGGAAUACAAACACAAUUACGUUAUGCACAAUUACGUGUACAAUCACUUGAACAAGAAUUAAAAUCUGUUAAACAAGAAUUAGAACAGAAGAAAAAAGAAAAUACUGAAUUGACAAAUAUUUGUGAUGAACUCUUAGCAACUAAUAAAAGAUAG
Messenger RNA from Rotaria sordida, 888 nucleotides. The record is from the annotation of a GenBank genome assembly. NCBI's taxonomy places the organism in Eukaryota, Metazoa, Rotifera, Eurotatoria, Philodinida, Philodinidae.